GGAUGUGACUCGCGCCGGAAGAGAAGAAGGUCCUUUCCCAGCCAUCUUGUGGCUUCAUCUAGCGAAGUGUUCGCACCAAGCCUCGUAGAAUCGGAGGAAAAUCCUGCUGAAGGGGCGCCAUCAUGCCCGGACAAAUGCAAGAAGGUUUUGGCUGUGCCAUAACCAAUCGGUUCGACCAGUUAUUUGACGACGAGUCGGAUCCAUUUGAGCUGCUUAAGCAGGCCGAAGUUAAGAAGAAGAAGGAGCCAGCUGCCCCUGGUGCCGCCAAGACUGCAGCCCAGGCUGCAAAGCAACCUAAAAAAGAGUCCCAAAAAGAAAGAAAGGUCCCUCUUUCUGAUAAAAAGGAGGAGAGCCAGGCACCCGUUCCACUCAAGAAAGAUGGUGCUGGCAUGAGGAGAAUGGGCCGGAAGCCUGAGGGUGAAGGCCCCAGACCUCAGGGUGGUCAGGGAGAAGGACGCCCUCCUGCAGACAGACGGCCUGUGGACAGGCGGCCACCUCGCCGCUUCGAGAGGCCUGCCGGUGAAGCUGGAGACAAGCCCGAAGGGGGCGAGUUCUCAGUGGAGAAGCCCGUCUACGAUAGGCCCAUGAGGGGGCGCGGUGGCGCCCGGGGGGGCCGUGGAGGCAGAGGGCGCGGCAUGGGUCGCAGCGAUGGCUUCGACUCCAGAGGAAAACGGGAAUUCGACCGACACAGCGGCAGCGACAAAUCUAGUCUGAAAGGUGAAGAGAAACGAGGCGGAAGUGGAUCUCACAACUGGGGCACCGUGAAGGAUGAACUGAAUGAGCUCGACCAAUCUAACGUCACUGAGGAAAACCCAGAAGGAGAGGAGCAUCCACCUGCUGACUCUGAGAACAAGGAGAAUGAGGCUGAGGAGGUGAAGGAAGAAGGCCCAAAGGAAAUGACUCUGGAUGAGUGGAAGGCCAUGCAGGACAAGGAACGGGCUAAGGUCGAAUUCAACAUCCGCAAAGCCAACGAGGGCGCCGACUGGAACAAGGGAUUUGUGCUCCACAAGUCCAAGGCUGAAGCGAGUGAUAAGAAAGGUGAACUGAUUGAUCCUGAGAUUGAGGAACCCAAGUUAGAGGAUGAGCCUCACUUCCGGAAGCCAGCCAAUGACAUCACAACUCAGCUGGAGAUAAACUUUGGGGAUUUGGGCCGUCCAGGCCGUGGACGCGGAGGCCCUCGCGGCGGCCGGGGGGGCCGUGGUCGAGGGGAAGCCCCGAGGCCGACCCGCGGAGGACGGACUGACCGGGUGUCAUCUGCGUCUGUGCCAAACGUGGACGACCCCGAGGCCUUCCCCGCCCUGGCUUAAGCCGAGCCCUCAGGCCUACAGGAGCCUCCUGAGCACCUCCACUACGAGGCUUGCAUGUUCCUGGAUCCUUCAGCAAAGUGAAACGAUGGAGAAGACUGUCAUAACUGGCACUCGACGUGAGGACUGAGUUUUACCCAAUAAAAACAAAACAUGAUGGAAAAAAAAUGUCAAAAAAAAUACUACAAAAAAAAGAAAAGGACUUCUUGCUACUUCGGAGCAACUUAUUGGUAGAGGUUUUUCUAUUUGGAAUCAAAGUAGCAGGGAUGUUUUCAUACAGUAUUUUUUUCAGAGGUUAUGCAUUGUCCAUUGAAAAAAGUUUUGUAAUUGCUGCUUGAAAAUACGCGUUUUGAAACGUUUAGCAUCGAGCAUCUUUUAGCGUGGUGUGUGCCGACGCUUGCCCGCUUCGGAGCUUCCAGCCAAGCCCGGAAGCUCUGCCACACCCGGAGUUUCAGAUGAAGUUACAGCUUCACUCAUUGAGAUUUAAGUAUUUUUGUUUUCUUUUGUUUUUUUUCCUCUUUAAAUUCGCACUGGGUUAUUUUAUAUUUUAUACAGGAGGUCUAUUCUUGUAUGAUCUUCAGCCUGUAAAUCCUAUUUUCAUAAAUUCUUUCAGAGACUGUAUUUCACAUGGUGCAAAAAGACGCUGAUCUUCGAUCGAGACAUGCUGCCUACAUUAGAACGCGUAGAUGAGAUGGCACAUAAAUCUGACCUUAAGGUUAUUUUGUAUUGAGAUGUUUUAAAAGAGCAACACUUGGUCAUUUUGGAUGAACACGCCGAUGUUAACUGAAACAAACUGAACUAUUCGUCAGGUUUAUUGAUAAGCUGAAAAGAAGUUUUCAUAUGUUCUGAAUUAAUUUUUUUCAUAUUGGGGGUGAUAUUCAUCCAACGUUUCUUCCUCUGAGCCCAUUUCAUCUCGAGUCAUAAGCCAUGUGCAAGUCAGUUACUGCCUUUCUUUUCACUUCGGCUUGAUGAGGAGAGGACGCGUUUUUCCACCGCUGAGAUGUGGCUGGGGACCCCGGGAAGCUCUCAGCCCCUCUCCCACCGUUUCCACACUCCAAUCCAGCAUCCUGCAGAUGUAAACUCAGCCCGGCUUCAGUUUGUGCCAGCAGUCUGUUCUGUGCUGACCUUCUCCUCCACUGUUGACCUGCUCUGUAGCUUCCACAGUGGCACCACUGCAUAAUUGCUCUGAAAGAAAUACAGUUGUCCAUUGUGUGGAACAGCUGAAGUGCUCUACAAAUGUGUGAAUUCCAGCCCUGCUAUUAGACCUCUGUCGGUAAAUAAAGGUGGUCGACAAAUUUUUUUGCACUGUAACCUUGUUUUUCUUUGUUUUGACCAGAUCAGAACACAUUCCCAUUGACAACUAAAUAUUACUAUAGAUUCUCAGAUGAAGUUUUGUACCAUUUUGAAGGCCAAUAGCAAGAAUCCAGGAAUAUACAUGCAUGCCCCUCCUACAUUUAUUAACUUUUUGGAUUAUAGGAUCAUUUGAAAGGGUACUUAAAUAAAAUGCAAACUGUUGUAGAACGGCUCUCUUAGUCUUUAAAAAGCAAAUUCAUUUGAAAACAUUUGGGAUGCUGAACCAUCUCCCCCUGUCACUCGGACUUUGGAAUGAAUUUAAGGCUUUUAUUCGAGCCACUGGUGGAUGUUGUCCACAGGACGAUGAACGGUUUCACUGGACCAGGCUGUGUGAGGUUCUAACCUAAGUGUAUGAGGUGGCAUUAAAUCAGGAGUGGGACACUGGAUUAAAUCUGAAUGAGAUGGAUAAAGCAGGGAAACCUUAAAAGGCACAUCCACAUCCAGCUGUAUAUAUAUCAAAUUAC
Molecule: messenger RNA, 3121 nt
Organism: Menidia menidia (Atlantic silverside)
Lineage: Eukaryota; Metazoa; Chordata; Actinopteri; Atheriniformes; Atherinopsidae
Source: the annotation of a GenBank genome assembly